UAGUUGGCAUAUGCUUUUAGCAACAAGACCGAGUCGGUAGUCCGCAAUGGAGAGUCGUUCGGACAGUAUAAAGGACCCGAUUUAUUAUCCUUCGAUGCAGGAAGUUGCAUCAACGGAAGCGUCAGGAGUGUCGACGACAGAACCGGAGGGCAGUGAAAGAAGCAGAUGCUCCGCGAGUAGCCAAGAGCUCGGCCUCGAGGAAAAUAACGCGUUAAAAGUACCACGAAAAUUUAUCGCCAACUGGCGACAGGCUUGUGAUCGUACUCGCGACAGGACCAAGGAUCUCUUGAAAAGAUGGCGAACAGUCUCGAGUAACGUAGACGAGGUGAUAGUCGGUGCGCCCGUUCCAAACAAAUUGGAACAACCUGGUUGGAGCGUACACGUUUGGACUACCUGGGUAAGCCGAUAUCCGAGCGAUGACAAUCUCGCAGCUAUAGAGGCAUCCGGAGUCGGUAAAGGAGGGAAUUUGAAAGAUCUAGCAGCAACUCAACGUGAUAAAUUCGCUCAUUUUUUCACGUACAUGUUGGACCACGACAAAGACGGUUUUAUUAGCAGAAAAGAUUUUCGUACUUUUUCGGAGCGACUGAGAAGAUUCGCGGAUUGGUCGUGGAACGGGCCCGAAUAUUUACGAUUAAUGGAAGCCGAGCAAGGUUUGGCAGAAUUGAUACUCGAAGAAAGAAAGUACGAGGACGACGAGGGGAAGAGAAUCAGUUUGGACGAUUGGUUACGUUGGUGGGCGCGAAUCGUUGCUCCAGCCGGCGGCGCGAGUUACAACGACAUUCCCUUUUGGUUGAAGAUUCUGCCGAGGAUAUUCUUUCUCGCGAUCAACAGUUCGGCGAACGGAAUCAUUUCGAAGAAAGAACUCGGCUCGUUCUAUGCGUCUGUCGUUGGCCUCGAUUUCAAAAGAAUCUCAAAGUCGUUGGACAUUGCCUAUAAUUCCAUGACGUCGAAUGGAGACUAUCCGUUAGGUUGGCCGCAGUAUCAACUCGUGUUCGCCAAUUUUCUUUUCGGCCGGGGUCCAUUCGGUCCAGGAGAACACUUUCUCGGCACGACGGACACCUGUAUAAUCCGGGGCAGUAACGUACCGUUCCCGAUUGAUUACACCGCAAUGAAUACACCGAGGGACAAAUUAGAAGUGUACAGCCCACACUGUAAAAGCGCUCGGCGCAGCGUCGUUGUUUGAAUGAGAAAGUAGCAAUUAAAUACUUUAGAGGUAUCUGUAUAAACACGUAAAACCAUUUAGUCGCUGACGUUGAUCUCUGUGCAGAUUCGCUCCAUUGUUACGCUAAAUUGAUUCUGCAUCGAAGAAUAAGGACUAGUUGUUCUAGUUGUCCUCGGUUCGGACGUUCGUCGCUUCACCUAUAUAAGUACGUUCGUCGACGCAACAAAUAAAAAAUAAAGAUUUGGAUAUCGUUUAAGGAGAGUUCCCUUCGCCGAUGCGAAUCUUGUCCCGUUUUCAUUUCCUCCGUCACGGUUGCUUCGGUGUCGGUUAUUCGGUGGGUUGCGUAUGCUGAUCAGAUUUUCGCGUGCGAUGUAGCACUUUAUUCCACGCUUCCUCGUUUCAUCAAAGAAAUGGAAGAUUUGCGUUGAUUGCGACAAUAGUAUGUGUGUGUGUGCGUGUGUGUGUCUAUUCGAUCGUUUGUACAGACCGAUGAAGAUUCGAUAAAUGCAUCGUCUGCUGCAGAGUUUCCCGUGUUAGGACUCUGAACUGUAACAUCUGGAGUUUCGAAUGUUACGUUGGGGGGACCGUUUUCGCCCAUACUCCCA
Molecule: messenger RNA, 1767 nt
Organism: Nomia melanderi (Alkali bee)
Lineage: Eukaryota; Metazoa; Arthropoda; Insecta; Hymenoptera; Halictidae
Source: RefSeq, a predicted model, not a curated record